AUGCAUGAUACUGAUUACCCUACACAGGGAGAGACCGGCCCUGUUGGAGAUAUUGGUCUUCCUGGAGAUCCAGGACCUCAGGGAGUAGCAGGACCAGCAGGGGUCAGAGGUGACCGUGGGAAACCAGGGCCUGAGGGUAAAACAGGACGCCCUGGUCCUCAGGGAGAUUUGGGGCCCCCAGGACCUCCAGGGCCCGUUGGGGAGAAAGGAGAUCCAGGAUCACCUGGAGAGGAAGGAGAACAGGGUCCAGAAGGUCUUCCAGGCAUUCAGGGCCCUCCAGCACUACCAGGCAUACAGGGAUUCCCCGGAGAGCCAGGAGCUCGAGGAGCAGCAGGAGAGCCAGGAGCUCAAGGGCUGAUGGGUAAACCAGGAUCAGGAGGACGACACGGCCAGGAAGGAGAAAAGGGAGAAGAAGGCCUCCCUGGACCACCUGGAAAGACAGGUUUCAAUGGAAGGCCGGGAAAGCGAGGCAAGGCUGGUUUAAGGGCUUUAAGAGGCAAACGAGGAGGAAAGGGCGAAAUUGGAGAGAGAGGAUUGGUUGGUCCUCAAGGAUGGGGCGGGUCCAUCGUGAGUAAACACUAA
This is a messenger RNA of Clupea harengus (Atlantic herring), 582 nucleotides long. Its product is annotated as collagen alpha-2(IX) chain-like. Lineage: Eukaryota; Metazoa; Chordata; Actinopteri; Clupeiformes; Clupeidae. Gene Ontology annotation, cellular component: extracellular matrix. Gene Ontology annotation, molecular function: extracellular matrix structural constituent. The transcript has 9 exons. Bases 1 to 582 code for a protein of 193 amino acids. The record is from RefSeq and is a predicted model, not a curated record.